Messenger RNA from Onychostoma macrolepis, 1103 nucleotides. It is a transcript of the gene lyve1b, whose product is annotated as lymphatic vessel endothelial hyaluronic receptor 1b. Gene Ontology annotation, cellular component: plasma membrane. The transcript is spliced from 6 exons. Gene Ontology annotation, biological process: cell adhesion. The coding region runs from base 36 to 1100 and encodes 354 amino acids. The record is from RefSeq and is a predicted model, not a curated record. NCBI's taxonomy places the organism in Eukaryota, Metazoa, Chordata, Actinopteri, Cypriniformes, Cyprinidae. Gene Ontology annotation, molecular function: hyaluronic acid binding; transmembrane signaling receptor activity.
ACUUCUGGACAGUUUUGGUGGCAUGUUCUGUAGUCAUGGCUAGAGUCUGGUUACAAUUAUGUCUGCUCUUCUUAUUUACAAGCACACUCUGUCUAGAUGUGAGUCUAAUCCAAGUCCCUACAAAUGAUGGAAUUUCUGGAGUAUUGUUAGUCCAAACCAAGAACAAGGUGUACAGUUUUAAUGCUACCACAGCCAAAGAAGCAUGUGAGGCUAUUAAAAUGAGAAUUGCUAAAAAGGCUGAAGUGGAAACAGCAAACAAAAAUGGCUUACAGACAUGCAGGUUUGGUUGGGUUGAGGAGCUAAUCGCAGUUAUUCCUCGAAUCGAAAAAAGUGAAAAAUGUGGUCAAAACAAGUUAGGCAUUUCUGUUUGGAGAGCUGACUUCAGCAAAGUGUUUGACGUUUACUGUUUUAAGCCAGCAGGUCCUGAUGGAUCAUUUGAAACAACAUCAAGCAGGUCUCAAUCUACAACAGGAGGAAGAACACCAUCAAACAACCAUUAUUCCACUAAAACAUCCCAUCCAUCAUCCAUUAAGUCAACCUCUACUCCUGCCUACACAUCAAGAUCACUUCCUCCCUAUACAUCCACCCCAUCCAUUUCCUCUGCUUUCAACACUUCCUCCACAACAUUUAUAACACUUAGUCUUUCUAACAUCAGUGACAGUUCCCAGGCAACAACAAGCCCUCUGUCUUUUUCGUCUCCCAGAACUUCACCCGAAUUCUCAACCUCAUCCCCCUCGUCUUCCUCUCAUUCAUCCACUGAUUUUCUUCUUCAGCAUAGUUCAACUACUACAGACCAGCCUGCAUUGUCCCAGACAACACCUAAUGCACCAUCCAUUAGAGCAGCUACCAAAACAUUUGUUGUCAUUUCCAUCGUGCUGCUGUUCUUGCUGGCAGCGGCAGGUGCAGAUUGGUAUCUCAAAAUUAAAAGAGGACAACGGUUCCCAUCCUGGACCAGAAUAAGGCCAAAUGAGAUUACUGAUACCGAGAUGUGGAAACGAAUAAGUGAGAAGCAUUGUAUGCCAGAACAGACCAGCAAAGACAACAACAAUAGGAAAUGCAGCAUCAUCCUUCAAAUGGAACAAGACCUGGACUCAUCCUGAAAA